Molecule: messenger RNA, 4320 nt
Organism: Zophobas morio
Lineage: Eukaryota; Metazoa; Arthropoda; Insecta; Coleoptera; Tenebrionidae
Product: tripeptidyl-peptidase 2
Exons: 13
Coding region: 180-4028 (1282 amino acids)
Biological process (GO): proteolysis
Cellular component (GO): cytosol
Molecular function (GO): tripeptidyl-peptidase activity; serine-type endopeptidase activity
Source: RefSeq, a predicted model, not a curated record
UUGCCAAUAGAGGUCACCAACCUGUUCCUAACUUCAUUUAGCCAAUUCAUUGCGGCAAAAUUAGCAACAAAACAGUGACGUACGUGGUGGUAAGAAAUUCAGGACAAAGUGUUAUUCUUUCCCAAAAAUAAUAAAGGAAUUGGAAUUAAGUAAAGUGAAGACAUAGGUUUUGCCGAAUUAUGUCAGAUUUACCAAUUGAACUUGAAUUUCCUGUGUGGGGUCUAUUGCCGAAAAAGGAAACAGCAGUUGUCUCGUUCCUAAACAAAUAUCCUGAUUAUGAUGGACGAGGAACAAUUAUAGCAAUUUUUGAUUCAGGUGUUGAUCCCGGCGCCCCUGGUUUACAAAAAACCUCUGAUGGAAAAGUUAAAGUUAUUCAUAGAUUUGAUUGUAGUGGCUGCGGGGAUGUUAAUACAAGUACAAUUGUGCAGCCUAAUGAUUCAUGCAUCACGGGGAUCACUGGCAGGAAGCUCAAGAUCCCAACAACAUGGAAAAAUCCUACCAAUAACUACCGAAUUGGCGUAAAACACGCCUAUGAUUUGUAUCCCGAGAGACUAGAGGAACGUAUGGCGUCCGAAUACAAAGAAAAAAAGUGGGACGAGAGCCACCGAAAGGCCGUGGCUGAAGCCAGCAGAAAACUAAUUGAGUUUGAUUCCAAGCAUACAAGUUCAAAUUUAUCAGACACUGAGAAACUAAUGAAAGAGGAUCUUGAAGCUAAGUUAGAAAUUUUAACAAACAGUGAAAAAAAAUUUCAUGACGCUGGACCCAUUUACGACUGUGUUCUUUUUCACGAUGGCGAAAAGUGGAAUUGUUGCGUAGACACGACCGAACAGGGAGAUUUAGAAAAGUGUCCCGUUCUAGGGGAAUAUAGCUUGACUCAGAAUUAUGCACCGCUGACACCAGCGGACAAUUUAAACUUUAGCAUGAAUGUGCAUGAUAAUGGAAAUAUUCUAGAGUUGGUUGGUUUAUGUUCGAGUCACGGUACUCAUGUUGCAUCCAUUGCUUCUGCUUAUUUUCCCAACAAUCCAGAACAGUGUGGGGUUGCUCCUGGUGCUCAAAUUGCCUCAUUUACCAUAGGUGAUGGUAGAUUGGGUUCUAUGGAAACUGGUACCGCUUUAGUUCGAGCUAUUAUCAAAUUAAUGGAACUAUCAAAACAACAAAAGAUCCAUGUUAUUAACAUGAGUUAUGGAGAACAUGCUCACUUUUCAGAUUGCGGGCGCAUAGGAGACUUGAUGAAUGAAGUAGUUAAUAAGUAUGGCGUUGUGUGGGUCGCGUCCGCCGGAAACCAUGGGCCCGCGUUGAGUACCAUCGGUACUCCGCCUGAUAUCAGCCAAGAAACUAUAAUCGGUGUAGGAGCUUACGUUUCGCCUGAAAUGAUGGUAGCAGCUUAUUCCAUGCGUCAGAAAUUACCAGGUAUGCCGUUUACCUGGUCGUCCAGAGGUCCAUGCAUAGAUGGCGGCACCGGUGUGACUAUUUGCGCACCAGGUGGCGCUGUGACUUCAGUUCCUAAUUGCACCCUCCGCUUCUCUCAACUGAUGAACGGUACUUCAAUGGCAUCACCGCACGUCGCCGGUGCUGUCAGUGUAGUAUUGUCAGGGCUUAUCCAGCAAAAUUUACCGUAUUCGCCAUAUAGUGUUAAACGGGCAAUAGAAAAUACAGCUUGUUUAUUGCCAGGCGUUGAAGUAUUUGCUCAAGGAAGUGGGUUACUUCAAGUAGAUAAAUGCUUCGAUUUCUUAGUAGAUAACCACAAUGUACAAGAAAGUAACAUUCGUUUUCAUAUUAGUUGCGGCUCGUCGAAUUCUAAAGGGAUUUACUUGAGAUCAAAACCGACUAACACGUGUUCUUCUUAUAACAUCUCGGUGGAGCCGAAUUUUCUAGACGCUGAUAACGUAGACGCUGAAAUUAAGAUAAAGUUCAACAUGAAACUAGCUCUAGUUUGUAAUGCUUCGUAUGUUAGUUGUCCAACGCACUUGGACGUAUCAAAUGCAAGCCGAGUGUUCGCUAUCAAAGUAGAUCCGACGGAGUUACCUGUUGGCGUUCACAGUACGUUUAUUCAAGCAUUUGACGUAACUUGCAUUACCAAAGGACCUGUUUUUAAGAUACCGAUUACUGUAGUACAACCGAUGGAACUGACUUCUCCAAAACAUACAGUUUCAUAUAACUCUAUACUUUUUAAACCGAACACAAUCAAAAGACACUUUUACGUAGUACCACAUUUUGCUACUUGGGCUGUUCUGCGCAUGUCUUCUACAGACCCAAAAGGUGUGGGACGGUUUGUGGUCCAUUCCAUGCACUUGUUGCCGAAGCAAAGCUGCAAAACCUUAGAAUCCAACAAAGCGGUUACCGUUAAUGCAAAUGCCGACUCGAUAAUUAGUUUUCAAGUCCGAAGUAACACAGUCUUAGAGAUUGUCAUUGCCAAAUAUUGGGCGAAUUUAGGUGAGAUGAACUUAGACUAUUCCAUAUCGUUCUAUGGAGUUAAGGCGAACCAACAAGGGAUCACCAUGCACGCAGCAGAUGGUAUACAUUCAGUCGAAGUUACGUCGCUGCAAGGAGAAGAAAUCCUACCAUCGGUAACUUUGAAAAAUUCCGUCCAAAUUUUGAAACCUAGUGAAGGGAAAGUGUCGCCUCUCACCACAAGAGAUGUCAUACCUCCGAAUCGUCAAAUCUACGAACUGCUUUUAGUUUAUAACUUUUCAAUAACUAAAGCGACUGAGGUGUCUCCAAACAUAGCGCUCUUGAGUGAUGUUUUGUACGAGUCAGAAUUUGAAUCGCAGCUAUGGUUGUUGUUCGAUUCAAACAAACAACUUCUAGGUUGUGGCGAUGCGUAUCCUUCAAAGUAUUCCAUAAAACUGGAAAAAGGAGAUUACGUGGUCAGGCUGCAUGUUAGACACGAGAAAAAAGAGCACCUCGACAAACUAACUGAAGUACCUCUUCUUUUACAACAAAAACUAAGUACCACAAUUACUUUGGACGUUUAUAGUAGUUAUUCUCAGGCAGCAAUAGCUGGUAAAAAGUCUAACGUAUCUCAUGGAUUACACUCCACAGUAAUGCCUUUUUAUAUCGCUCCGUUACCUACCGAUAAAUUUGUAGCUAAAUCAAAUAAUCCUGCUCAUCUAUUGACCGGAUAUAUUACAUAUUGUAAAGAUGACUUGGGCAAGAAAGUGGAUUCCCACCCCUUCAAAUAUAUCUUGUUUGAUAGCUCGUCGAAGAAGUCUUCAAAUGGAGCGAGUAGUAAUUCAGACAAGUCUAAAUUAGACGAAUGUAAAGAAGCAGUAAGAGAUAUCAAGACUCAGUUUUUGAGCAAAAUGGGUAUUUUACGACUUUCAUAUUUGUAUACCUAUGUAUAUGUGUUUUCGACAAUUUCAGACGCUACUACUGCGGAGAAGAUGUACGAAGAAUUUGUUAGCGACUACCCCGAUCAUCUACCUUUCCACACCGCGUUCUUGCAAGUAUUGGACCCUUUGGACGUUAAGAGAGCUUUCCCGACGCUGACAUCCAAAAAUUACCAAAUUAAUAAAGAUGCGCAGAGUAAAAUAAUCACAAUAUGCGAAAAAGCUUUAGACAAUAUUAGCGAAGAUAGUAUUCUCGCAUUCACCGCUAUGAAGACGGAUUUACGACCUGAAGCAUCCAAAAUCAAAACAUCCAUGGAUCAAAAGAAGAACGUUUAUUUAGAAUGCUUGUGUCGAAAAGGAAUCGCUUUGUGUAGACAAUAUUUCGCUGAAGAUAACGAAAAAAGUGAUAUAUUAGAGUCCGUUUCCAAGAUUUGGAAAAGUUUAGUACGAUUUGUUGACCCAAGUGAUUCAAAGGUGGUGACGACUUACGUCAUAUACUUCUUGCUGUGGCAUGCGCGAGUGCAUCAACAAUUAGGUAGAUUGUUGAAGUACGCAGUCAGACUUCAAGAUGAAAGACCUAGCAAGGAUUUAGAAGAAAAGAUAAUAGAACUUUGCAAAUUGAACGACUGGGAAUAUUUGGCGUCUCACAUUCUGAGAAAUUUACCCUCAAAAUUUCCCUCAGCAUAUAGACCUUUUUAAACAAUAAUCAUAAUUAAGCAAUGUUAAGUAUUUUCACGUAAUUAAUUGCAUUUAGCAUAAUUAUUAUUUUGUGUUACGGGUAGUUGUUAUUUGUUUUGUUAACAUAAUGAAAAAAUUCGAUCGCCUUUGUCUUGUAUAUAUAGGUACAUUUAGUUCUGAGAUGAAUGAACACGACAUAUGAUACAGAAGUGCAUGCUUAUUCCCCUUUUUUAAAAUCAGAGUGAUAUUUAUGUUACUAUCUACUGUUACCUGUGCUGUUGGAGUGAAGUCGAUUAAAAUUAAAAGUAAACAA